AUGGCGUCGAACUUCAAGAAGAAUCAACCGUCAGUUGUUCCUUUGUUCCUUUGGCCUGAAACUCAACUUUUUUCAGAGAAGAGAAGAAAACUUUCUUCAAGAUUAUAAAAGCUAUGGCGGCCGUGACCAGGUUCUCACUAGUUUUGAUUAAUUUUUUUGUUGCCCGAUCAUUUUCGGGCUAACACUUUUUGAAAACAAUAAAAUGUUCCACACUUUAAGAUUAGGCUGGAGACAGUACAUUUUUUGAAACACAGGCAGUUUAUGAGAUAAAAGUGACAGCCAAAAGUCAACUUUGCUAGGCGCCUUGUUCGAUCUUGAUUUUUCUCCCUGUUUCUCGAAAAUCACACUCUUUCCAGCAAUCCUUUACCGAAGCCGUCCAAAAGGACCGAUAAUAAAUACCGAAAAGGAGGUUUUUUUUCCAUCUCAUUUUUUUAUUAAUAGUCGGAAACGUUCAGACGAAGACGGGAGCAAAAGAGCGCGCAAAAAGAAGAGUUACUGUCCAAGUGUUCGUUUUUUCGCUAUACUAGAAAAUUUUAUACAACACAAAGUAGAAUUUUUUCAAAAUUUGAAUCGCUCAGGCUGUAGAAGCGCAAACGAUCGAGGCUGUUCAAGAUAAGCAACAUUCGCAUACACAACAACAUCCACCGGACACGGCCUUGAUUUUUGAUUUGAAAGCAGAGCUAGCUGUGAGUUUUUCUUUUCAAGGCUAUGUUGAAAUGGUGGGUUUUAUAGCAUCAGAAAAGGAAAUAGUUUUCUUCAAACAAUUUUUGUUUUGAUUUGUUUUUUUUUUCAUCAUCAAAGUCAGAAGUGAAGCGAGAAAUUGUUUUCCUUCCCGAAAUUUAUAUGAAAGAGCGAUGUAGCUGCGAGACUUUGACGAUGUCCCGGCAAGAAGUUUUCUGCGAACUCCUGCGAGAUAGUCUGUAGUCUUGGGUGUUAUCAGCAGCGAACUUGCUGAAGAUUGAUUGAAACGUGUUCAUAGAUGAGAAUAACUACUAGGUAGAUACUUCCAAAUCUGCGUUAGCUAAUCGGUAGUAAGUUAUCAGCUAACAGGUAUCUAUGACAUGGUGGAGUAAUGUUCAGAUUUUAAAUGUCAAGUGCAAUGAAGUUCUUUAAAAACACUUUGUGGAUGGUUCGCUCUCUGAUUGGUUUAUCGCACCAUUAGGGGCUGAGCUUGAGCGACGACUUGACAUUCAAAAUUUGAACAGACUAUAUAACGUAUAAAGGAACCUCGCCCAGUUGUAGGAUCUUUUUAUCGAAAUUUCCACUUUCAGAUGCACGCAUUUGUGAAUCAGACACUGAACACGGGCGUAGCGGCCCUGAGAUCCGAGUACCGAGUAGUGGCGCAGAUGAGGAUCAAUAUAGUGGCCACUUCGUGUCAGGCGAAUCCGACUCGCAACCGCUACCAGGACGUUCCCUGUCAGGAGCAGAAACGCGUCAAACUCGACCUUCCAAACGACUACAUCCACGCCAAUUAUGUCGGAACCCAUGUCAAUGAGAAGAGAUUCAUCUGCACUCAGGUAUCGAGUUUUUGUGAAUUGAAAACGUUUUCUGUCAACAUUUACACGCCUCAAACGAAAAUCGAAAAUCAAGCAGUUUUUUUUCCAAAUAAACGAGAAAAAUGAAGGUUUGAAAAGAACCUUUAUUGUUUCGAACCUCGCUUUUAAAGAAAAAUAUUUUAAAUUACCAGCGCCUUCAGAAGAAAAUAGCCAACCGGAAACUGGCUUUCCGAAGAAAUUCAACAAAACGUAAGCACCCUCGAUUGACUUUUCAGGGUCCAUUGGACAAUACGAUUUCUGACUUCUGGCAGAUGAUCUUGCAGGAAAACACAGACAACAUCAUCAUGCUGUGCAACUGCAUUGAGACGGUUUGUCACUUAUUUAUGAGACACCCAGUUUUCUUUCAAAAACUUCUUCCUCCAGUUUCGGAUGUCGAUGGAAUAUAUGAAAAAUUGCAGGGGAAGAUCAAAUGUGCCGAGUACUGGCCGCAGCAGACGGGCCAGACGAUGCAGUUCGGGCCGUUCUCCAUCACCAAUCUGGGGGUCAUAGUUGAGUCGCUGCCACUCUCACCACCUUUCAUCACUUUUUUCAGAAAAAGUGUCCAAACAUAUUCUCAGUUGAAGCAAACAUACAACUCACAACGCUUUUGGUGAAAAAAGAAGAUAAAGAACGCGAGGUUCAGUUGUUUUCCUUCUGA
This is a messenger RNA of Caenorhabditis auriculariae, 2193 nucleotides long. NCBI's taxonomy places the organism in Eukaryota, Metazoa, Nematoda, Chromadorea, Rhabditida, Rhabditidae. The record is from the annotation of a GenBank genome assembly.